AUGACUCUCGGACUGAGAAGGAACACCGCAGGCAACAGAUCGUCCGUCGAGGGUGACCGCCCGGACACUACCGCCGACGAUGAGACUGUCGUCGACCAGGACCAGGGCAAUGUCCUGUCACACAUCAUCAGCCAGCUGCGACCGGGCGCCGACCUCAGCAGAGUGACGUUGCCCACCUUCAUCCUCGAGCCACGAUCUAUGCUCGAGAGAAUCACAAACUUCAUGGCACACCCCGAAAUCCUGCUCACUCUACCCGGCAUCGAUGACCCAGUCGAGCGCUUUGUCGCCGUGACCAAGUUCUACCUCAGUGGAUGGCACAUCAAGCCUCCUGGUGUCAAGAAGCCUUUGAACCCCGUUCUCGGCGAAACCUUUACCGGAUACUGGGACUACCCCGACAACACUCGUGGCUAUUACAUCUCGGAACAAACAUCUCACCACCCUCCCAAGUCGAGCUACUUCUUCAUGGCCCCCGAGCACCACAUCCGCGUUGAUGGCACCCUCAAACCCCGAAGCAGAUUCUUGGGCAACUCUGUCGGCAGUUUCAUGGAAGGCAUUGCAGUCAUGCGUCUGUUGAACCGCAACGAGCGAUACUUCAUUACCCAGCCAAACAUGUACGCCAGAGGAAUCCUUUUCGGUAAGAUGAAAUACGAGCUCGGUGACCACGCCUACGUUCGCUGCCCGGAGUUGGGUCUGGAAGCCGAGAUUGACUUCAAGGUCAAGGGGUGGAUGACUGGAACAUACAAUGCUAUUGGCGGCCAUAUCAAGGACACCAAGAGUGGAAAGAAUCUGUUCGAGUUCAGUGGUUACUGGGACAAGGAGAUGUACAUCAAGAACCUGACGACGGGCAAGAAAGAGCUCAUUUUCGACGCAUCUCACGCAAAACCCUCAUACCCCAAGGCCCGCCCUCUCGAGGAGCAAUCCGAUCGCGAAUCGCAAAGAUUGUGGGACAAGGUUACUAAGGCCAUCAAGGUUGCCGACCAAAGAACCGCUACCGACGAGAAGUCAUUUAUCGAGGAUCGCCAGCGCGCAGAGGCAGCAGAGCGUGGAGAACAUGGAGAGUGGCACCCUAAGCUCUUCCGUAAGACGAGAGCUGGCGCCAGCAAUGGUCCAGGAGAUUUGGACGGAGAAGAGAACCUGGACUGGGUCAUUGAUGCCGCCAUUGACGGCAAGACCCCUGAUGAGAUUGUCAAGCAAGUCCUUGCUAUUGCACCCAUCCUACCAGGCCAGAAAGCUCAAGCUCCCCCUCAAGCCGAAGCACAACCUAGAUCCGAAGCUCCCGUAGCAGCUUCCGCCCCAGCUCCCGCAGCUGUUUUACCACAGCAGGUACAGCCUCCCCAGCAACAAGCGCCAGCACCACAACAAUUCCAGUCUGUCUCACAAGGACCCAGCAACCUCGCUGAUUUCGGCCACGCUGGUGGUGCCGCACCUCAGCAGCCCGUACAACAGAAGGCAUCCCCCUUGAACACCAUGAGCGAUCUCAAGGAGCCUUUGCAACCCGUCAUUCACCGUCAAGAUAGUGUCGAAGGUUUCGACGAGGAGUUCCACGACGCCGACUCAUAA
Messenger RNA from Aureobasidium pullulans EXF-150, 1560 nucleotides. RefSeq names its product Oxysterol-binding protein. Lineage: Eukaryota; Fungi; Ascomycota; Dothideomycetes; Dothideales; Saccotheciaceae. The record is from RefSeq and is a predicted model, not a curated record. Bases 1 to 1560 code for a protein of 519 amino acids. Gene Ontology annotation, cellular component: cytosol; cortical endoplasmic reticulum; intracellular membrane-bounded organelle. Gene Ontology annotation, molecular function: sterol binding. The transcript is spliced from 5 exons.